Aplysia californica (California sea hare) is the source of this 6627-nucleotide messenger RNA. RefSeq lists its product as uncharacterized. The record is from RefSeq and is a predicted model, not a curated record. Gene Ontology annotation, biological process: cell-cell adhesion. Gene Ontology annotation, molecular function: cell adhesion molecule binding. NCBI's taxonomy places the organism in Eukaryota, Metazoa, Mollusca, Gastropoda, Aplysiida, Aplysiidae. Gene Ontology annotation, cellular component: cell-cell junction.
UUACACCCAAACCCUUUAAAAACUCGCGAAAUACAGCAUUGUGGGGUUUCUGUUCUCACAGUUAGCAAACUUGUACAAUGGAAUGUACAAAAGUCUAACUUGCAUUUGAAUGUGUGGCAUUUCUGCGCUCCUGGGGUCAAAUUGUUCGUUAUGGAGUAAAUUACUUCUUUUCUGAGAGGACGCGCUUCUUCCAUUUUUGAGGAAGUUGUCAUAUUAUUAUUUGUGAUAAAGUAGGGUACAACAAAGAAGAGGAAGAUGGAGACUUUUAGAACAUCCUCUAAGAAUGCCAUUUUUGUGCUUGCUUUAGUGUGUUCAUUGAGAGGAGCUGUAUCUCAAGGUGCCCUACCUCUGACCCCGUCCAAAUUCUAUGCCGUCAAGGCGUCCACCGUGCAGCUGCCGUGCAUGGCGGGAACACCUGGGGACAAGCUGCAUUGGGUUGCUGACCACGAGGACGACUCGCUUCGCUCCCGCAGCUCCAAUUUCCGUGACCCCGAAGACCCUAACCUUUUAAUGAAGGUCAUCAACAAUGUCCAGGCGUCUGAUGCCGGGGCUUUCCUCUGCGUCAACGCUAUUGGAAACAGCGUGGUGGAACUCAUCGUUAUUGACCAAGUGUCCAUCCCGGAAGAAGUGACUGCGGAGGUGACAGCCCCAGACGAGAUCAUGGUCCGCUGGAAAGAGCCAAGCAAGAGCCCUGAGCUGGUCAAAGGUUACAAGAUCUAUGUCACAGAGGUCACAGGGUCAGCACGAGAGGUUACCUUUAACGUGGACUCAGUGAGCAGCAGCGGAGAGGAGAACUUUUUGCUGGAGGAUAUCGCACCUGGUGCCACAUAUGAGAUCCAGGUGGUUGCGCUUUAUCCACAAGGAGCAGCGGAUAUGGAUGACAGAGGAGAGGGCCCAAGAUCGGCCAAAAUACGAAUUGACACACCAAACUUUGAUUCACCACCGUCCAAAGUUGUCUGCAAGCCAUGGAAGAACUCCACAAUCAUAGUCACUUGGGAACCUCCUGCAAACGUUGACCCCAGAGGAAUCGAUGGAUACAAGAUCUUUUACAAGGGUCGCAGCAAGCGUCAAAACCCUAUGGGUGAGGUGACAGUGACUGCCCCUGGUCCAGACGGGAAGUGGCAGGGCGUUCUGGAUGGUCUUCCCAAGAAGAUCAAGUAUAACAUUGCGGUGGCAGCCUUCACAGGCGGGGACAGAGGCUACACAGGACGCAGGAGUCCAACUGUGGAGUACAGACAUGAUGGGUUUUCACCAGAACUGAGUAUCAGUGCUGUGGCACUUGGUCCAGAGAGUGUCUUGAUCACUCUGCAAACUGUGGGUCCAUCAAAGGUGGACAAACUGCGCGUUUUGUACACUGAUGAGAGUGCCAUUGAGUGGAAGCGAGUGGAAAAAAUAAAAAAAUUUGACCCUAAAAUGAACUAUAUUAUAGUAGAUAACCUGCAACCAAGGACUCGCUACUUCUUCAUGGCCAAAGUGCGGGUAAACAAGAGGUCCAGGCAGACAGUUACGCAUGUUUUUACACCUCCUUCAGUUCUGGAAGCCCCAGAGAACGUGACUGUCACAGCCAACACUGACAACAGUGUGCUCGUCACAUGGGAACACGAGUCAAGGGUCAAGGCCAGUGGGUUCAUUAUCAAGGUCAUGAGAGAAUUACCAUCUGGGAAAAUCAUGCCGUACAAACAACAAGUGGUGUUUAAAGAAAAUGAGGCCCUGGUCCAAGAUCUGUAUGAAGGGCAGAAGUAUCAGGUGCUAGUGGAACCCUUCGAUUUGGAUGGCAAGGGCAUUGCAAGCGAACCUGUUCACUUCUCUAUUGCUGCUUCAGAUAUUGAACUCACCACUCCAGCAUCCGACGUAAUGCCACCAAAAUUUUUAAGCUUUGAGCCUGAGAAUAUGGAGAUCAACCCAGGCGAUGACGUCAAACUGAAAUGUUAUGCCAUGGGUACGCCAAACCCAGAAGUUCGGUGGUUCAAGGACGGUCAGCCUGUAGGUGAGCCAGCUGACAGGAGCAACGAACUCCUCCUUCAAGACGUUCGAGAGUCUACUGAGCUGCAGUGUCGAGCUGUGAACAGCGCAGGCAGCGUUGUGCAAGCAACCAAUGUCACAGUCACCAGAAACUUGGCAUCAGGACUUCCAUACUUUGUCACUAAACCUCCAGAGCGCGUAGAAGCAGAACUGGGGAGUAGCAAAACAUUUGUGUGUAAGGCAGCCGGGGAUCCAGCCCCACAACUCAGGAUGAUCAAAGGAUCUGAGUCAGUAGCUGUGAGCAGAAGGGGUGAACAAGAGGUCACAUUUGUGGACACAAGGGUUGAUUCGAGUUACACCCUGAGAUGUGAAGCCUACAACUCUCAAGGGACUGUCCAGGCUGUUACUGAAGUUGUUAUAACAGGUCCUAAAGAGUCCAGACCUGUAUUCACGGAGGACCUUCCAGAACAAUUAGAGAUAGCAAAGGGAGACUCUGUCCGUCUCGUGUGUUCCGCCGAAGGCCAUCCUCCGCCAUCGGUUCUGUGGCUAAAGAACGGCUUCCAGGUUGGCAAAGCCAUGGAUUGGUCCAACACACUGUCUCUCCCAAGUAUCACAGAGUCCACUAACCUGGUCUGCCGAGCUACCAACCGAAUGGGAAGUAUCGUAACUGCUACAGCAGUGGAGGUCACAGGCCCUCCAGGUGAACCCCUGGCUCUGCCUAAAUUUAUCUAUCCUUUACCUGAACAACUGGACAUUGAUCGAGGCAAGAACUUGAAGCUCUUGUGCGGUGCUAGUGGAAAUCCUAUGCCCUUUAUUGAGUGGUUCCAGGGUGGUGGUCCUGUGGGCAAGCCCAUGCUGAAACAAAACGAGCUCAGUCUGAAUGGUGUGGAGGCAAACACCGAAUUAGAAUGUAUGGCAAGAAACUCUGUGGGAUCUGUGAGCAAAAUUAUCAAAGUACAAAUCAAGCCAGCUGAAGCUUCCAAGUACCCUGUGUUUGUGAACAAACCACCUGAAAGACUCAUCGUCAAGCGAGGUAAAGAUGUCAAUAUCGUGUGCGAAGUGAGCAAUGACCCACCAGCAAUCGUAACAAUUUUCAAAAACAACAGGCGAAUCCCAUCAAGGCGCAGACCCUCAAACAGAGUGAUGUAUCGGGAGCGGCGGGUAGCCAGACCAUUUGCCUUUACGUGCGUUGCCCGGAACAAAUUCGGCUCAAGUGAAGCCAGUACCUUUGUCCAGUUCACAGAUCAACAGGUGGCACCACCUACCCCGGUGGCUCCAUCCCCACCUGACAGAGUUGUGAUAAUCCAAGGUGAACAGCUCAAAUUGGCUUGUGCCUUCGAUGGUAAGCCCGAACCUAUGGUCACAUGGUACAACGGAUCGACGCCCAUUGGCCAGGCUCGGCGCUACCAAAACAUCCUCCUCCUCCCUUCUGUCGAAACAUCCACAACCUUCAAGUGCAAGGGAGUCAAUAAUGCCGGCACUGCUGAGCAAACUGUGAAAUUGACUGUCAUAUCUAGGCGUAUAUACUUAACCUUCUGAUGAAGAUUGGCAAUAAUGAAGUGGCUGACAACUCCACUAUUAACAUUAUGACACAGGCCUCUGAUGGACCAAACCCCAAUCAGCAGCCAGUGCUUAACUUAAACGUCAUUGAGAUCAGAGAAGAAUCUGCAAAGAUAGAUUUCUCAGCAUUGGCUCCCAGACCUAACUACUUUAGGUCAUACAGGUUGAAAGUCAAAGACUUAACAGCAGGAUCACGUGGGAACACCAUCUUUGACCGAGCAAUACAAUCUGGGGCUCCGGUCGGCUUGCAGAGACUGAAGCCUGGAAGACGAUACCAAGUCAUCCUGGAUGCCGUGCCAGCCUCUGUAGGCAGCAUUCUGACUGCAGAUGCCAUCUUUGAGACCCAGAAGUAUGGCACCCCAGUCUCUGUCUCGUCUGCGGAUUCGCCAGGGCAGAGCAGCCAGUCCACGACGGCAACAAUAAUGGAUUUGACAACCUCCACUACAACAACAACUACGACAGUGAUUCUAACAACAGCAGCACCAACACCAGGUGCUAUAGAGGAAGAUGAUCAUCACACGCUGAACCUUCGAGUUCCAAACAAGACUCCUUACAGAGUGGACAUUCGAUGGACAGUUGACCGUGGCGACUUGAAGGCUGUGAAGAAUUUCGUCAUCACUAUCAAGGGAAAGACAGGAAGAAAACUGCUACAGCAGGAACUUAGAGAUAACCAGAGGUCCAUAACAAUUCACUCUCUGAGCCCCAACACGAAGUAUUUUGUUAACCUGAAGGCAAAUGGAGAUUCUGGUGUGCUGGCAGAAGCAGAUUUACCAGUCCUGACUCCUUCUGCAGACGCUGUGGCUGUCACAUCUUCUGCUGUUCUUGACCUUGAGGCGAAUGAGAUCAGGCCGUCCAGUGCCAGACUUGACUGGCUGGUGGUUAACGGAGAUCCAAAGAUGGUCAACUCCUACAGCAUCCAAGUACUAGACGGAGGACCUGGUGGAUUCAAUCUUCUCACACAAAAAGUACCAAAGCACUCACAGUCGCUGAACCUGCAAAAGCUACUACCAAACAAGAGAUACCACGUGAUCAUUGACGCCCUUGACGCUUCGGAUAAUACCCUGAUGAAGUCUUCUCUGACUUUUGCCACACCCGCACAGGGCCGAUAUGGAGUCCCAGUUCGAGCCUCGUCGAAUGAGGAAAAGUCUGUAAGACAACCAGAACCUACCCAAAGGCCUCCUGUUAGCCCAGCCAUUCAUGAGCCGAUUCUGGACAUGGAAGUUUCCCCAACUGCUGAAACUUCUGCCAGACUGACGUGGCAAGUGGCUGGUGGGGACGCUUUGGACAUCAAGAACUACAGAAUCAGAGUGAGAAGCAAGGACCAAAAUGGUUUUGUGUUGUUGGAGAACAGUUUUCCUUCCAACACGGAGUUCUUCGCCAUUGAUGGGGUGCGAGCUAGAGAUGUAUAUUAUAUAGAGCUGGAGGCCUUGGGUGCUGGAGACUCAGUGUUGCUUAGUGCUGGCGUGAAUUUCCGUAUGCCAGCCUUGGGAGAACCUAGACGCCCUGUCCGAGGAUCCUCUUUGACCUCGCCCACACAAGGAGAAGGCCCUCCCCCUCCUCCUGAGAACCCGCCCACGCCACCUCCCCCGGCGUCUGAAGGCCGAGAGCCACCUCUGAGUGAUGAACCUGCACUCGACCUAGAAUUGAACCCUAGCAGCUCAGAUCAGGCUCGCCUCAACUGGACCCUGUAUCCAGUAGAAGCCAGAAGGAUCCUGUCAGGAUUCAACGUCACAGUCCGUAAGAACGACGCUAGAGGGGAAGUCUUCUUUGAAGACACAGUGUCUCCCAACAUAUAUACUUUCUUCAUCAUGGGGCUCCAGUACAACCAAGGUUACCACAUCCGAGUGUCAGCGCUGAAGAGAAACAAAGAUGUGCUGGUAUCUGCCUCCUCCCCUUACCUGGUACCUCCUCCGGGCCACUCAGUUGGGCCAAUCAGAACAUCAUCUUCCUUUGGAGAUUCGAACUCCGCUCAAUCCAGCAAGCCAGGAACCCACAGUCUGACCAUUGUGCAGGCUAGGCGUACAGGAGCUGGUGCUUUCUUCAUCAAGUGGUUACCCGCCGUGCCCGCCGUGCCCACCACGGGAACAAUGCUGAGAUAUGCAGAGUUCGACGUCAAGGGACUGAAGAGGCAAAAAUACAAAAUCAAGUUUGUGCCAUCGGGCCAGAACACAGUGACCAUCGUUGGCUUGAAGUCUGGUGCUACCUAUGGCUUCCAAGUGGCCAGUAUGGUACCUCAAGGUCAAUAUGUCCGUUGGAGCAAGUUGGUGCUCAAAACAAUGGACCAAAACUCUGGAUAAGAAGGGUAUUCCAAUUCAAGACCCACAAUGCCUCUGCAAGGGAACAUCUCUCCGCCACAGUGCCUGCAUAUAGUUUCUCUAUCUAUGCAUUUAUUCAUGGAAGACAUAAAUGUAAUAUUAGUGUACAGUAACAUCCAUUGUGUGACAUUAGGAGUGAACAAAAGAGACGAUUGCAUGGAUCUGUUUGAAGAAGAGUGAUGGAUUUUCCUUUCAUUUCUCUAUUUGCUGACGGUUUUGCUUUGGUUCUUUUUUAGUGGAUCAGAAUUGUUUUGCUUUUUUUUUCUUAGAGUCUGGUCUUUUAUAAAAUAUGAUUGCUUGUAGGCCUACAUUGUAUUAAUCCUUGGCCUUUUUAAUGUGAGACUGAAUUCAUAGGAUAUCAUAGUUUCUCUUACAGUCUGACAAUUCUAUUUCUUUCAAUAUUAUUUUGUAGACAUAUUAUCUCUUCACAAGAUAUUUACUGUAUACUUAAAUUAGGGAAGAAAAUGCUACUCUAUAUCAACGAUUUGCUUUAUAUGCACAUAUAGAACAAGCAAAAAAGCUCAGUUGAUUUACUAUCUACUUUCAAACAGAAGUUAAAAGGAAGGCGUAUAUUUUUUUUUAAAUCAAAGGCAUGGUUAAGGCUAGGUAUUUAGCCCUCAUAACAUUGGUAGGCCUACCUAUAUCAUGUCUAGUCCCUUAAUAAACCUUUUUUUGUAAACAAUAUGAUGUUUCGUUCACGUCAAUAUUUAUGUUUCAAUGAAGGACACUUUUCUGUGCCUCUUUGGUGAAGAUGGCAAUUAAAUACUCUUGGUGCUUCCUUUUUCCAAUU